CCCUGCCGUCACCCACCGGAAACGGGUUCUCCCCGCCCUCUAGUGGCCGGACUUAAAGGGCUCCUCUAGCACUAAGUGGUGUGCUGUCCCUAUGGCUGCCUGCGAGGAGCUGAGCGUGUCCGGCUUCGAGGAAUUCAGCCGGGCUGUGGAGCAGCACCCGGGCAAGACCAUUUUCGCCUACUUUAGCGGUUCUAAGGAUGCUGAAGGGAAAAGCUGGUGUCCUGACUGUGUGCGAGCUGAACCAGUCGUUCGAGCGGGGCUGAAGCAUGUUGGUGAAGGAUGUGUGUUCAUCUACUGCCAAGUAGGAGAGAGAUCGUAUUGGAAAGAUCCAAAUAAUGAUUUCAGAAAAAAACUGAAAAUAACGGCAGUGCCUACACUACUGAAAUAUGGAACACCUCAAAAACUGGUAGAAUCUGAGUGUCUUCAAGACAACCUUGUGGAAAUGUUGUUCUCUGAAGAUUAAGAUUUGAUGGUGGCAGUUGUUAUCUUGAUUUCCUGGUUUGCUCUAGUAUAAAAGAAAUUGUGUACUUGCUUUGAAUUCAUGUUGGCAAUAAAUCUGUUAAAAUCAGUAUGUCUAAGCAAUAAAGAAUGCUGUUCUAAAUACAAA
Chinchilla lanigera (long-tailed chinchilla) is the source of this 607-nucleotide messenger RNA. It is a transcript of the gene Txndc17, whose product is annotated as thioredoxin domain containing 17. Lineage: Eukaryota; Metazoa; Chordata; Mammalia; Rodentia; Chinchillidae. Gene Ontology annotation, molecular function: protein-disulfide reductase [NAD(P)H] activity. The transcript is spliced from 4 exons. Bases 92 to 463 code for a protein of 123 amino acids. The record is from RefSeq and is a predicted model, not a curated record. Gene Ontology annotation, cellular component: cytosol.